AUGUCUCCCACUACGCCUGGUAUCCAUCUCAAGCUCAAGGAAGUGAGGACGGAGUAUCAUCCGAUAGAUGCAAUGGCCGCCUGCACUGCAGCCUGGUGUCUUCCGACUGUGUCAGCCCAGAUUGUUCAUAUUGGCGUUGGCGAUCGCACCGCCGGUCUUCUGCCACAAAUCCGUGAGCUUUCACCAGCUAUGUACGAGGAUACGGAAUCCUUGACUUGGGGCUGUCUGGCAGGUUGCCAUAUCACGAGACAUUGA
Messenger RNA from Fusarium odoratissimum NRRL 54006, 255 nucleotides. RefSeq lists its product as uncharacterized. The record is from RefSeq and is a predicted model, not a curated record. NCBI's taxonomy places the organism in Eukaryota, Fungi, Ascomycota, Sordariomycetes, Hypocreales, Nectriaceae. The transcript has a single exon. The coding region runs from base 1 to 255 and encodes 84 amino acids.